Molecule: messenger RNA, 2126 nt
Organism: Tripterygium wilfordii
Lineage: Eukaryota; Viridiplantae; Streptophyta; Magnoliopsida; Celastrales; Celastraceae
Product: pentatricopeptide repeat-containing protein At1g33350
Exons: 3
Coding region: 503-2077 (524 amino acids)
Biological process (GO): RNA modification
Molecular function (GO): RNA binding; protein binding
Source: RefSeq, a predicted model, not a curated record
AAAGCCGAAGGACCGAAGAAGAGCGGCUCCAUGUUGAAACAGUGCAGCCGAAGAAACUGCGGUUGGCGAAUAAGCUGCUCCUAGCUGCUUCGUCGAGGACCGCGAUUUUGAGCGGCUCUGCCUCGCUAUGCUGGUAUGCCAAACGCCAGAAGUCCUCUUGCAGUGAGGUCGUGGACACCAACCGGCGGUCCUUGAGCCUUCAUUGGUUUGCCAAACGCACCCAAGCUUCUUUCCCUGGCGAGGGCCUUUGUUUACUGGUUUCUGGGUGACAGGACCAGAGUUAAACUAGGGCGGUAUGGUCUUCACAAAGAGGAUGAUGGGAGACUGAGGGAGGCUGUCUUAUGCAAAUGCCUGUAGACUGUGGAGCUAUAUGUACGACUAAGAAAGGAGCAAUUCCAGCCCAAAUUUGAUGGUCUUGAGCUCAUCUGUUUAAUCUUGUUCUUGUCUUUUCCGACUUACAAGGCAAAUCACCCUAUUUCUUCGUCAUAGAUUCUCGUUUCCUAUGAACCAAAUGAACCUGAACCAACAAGUCUUGGCACUACUUGAAAAAUGCAUCCACAUCAACCAUCUCAGGCAGCUCCAGUCCUUACUAGUCAGUCUUGGCCACUCUCAAACCAACUUCUACGCCUUCAAGCUACUUCGCUUCUGUGCUCUCAAGCUCUCGGACCUUGCAUACGCUCGCUCCAUUUUCGAUCAUCUCAAGUCCCCCAAUAUCUUCCUAUACACUGCCAUGAUCACUGCCUGUGCCGCCUUUCAGCCCAAUUCGCAUUCUGCAUUUGCUUUGUACUGCCACAUGGUUCGUCGCGGUCACCCUAAACCCAAUGAAUUUAUAUAUCCUCACGUCUUGAAAUCAAGUUAUGGAUCUAAACUUGUUCACGCACAGAUACUGAAAUCGGGUUUUUUCCAAUACCCAGUCGUGGAGACGGCCUUGGUUGAUGCAUAUGCAAAGUGUGGUUCUGAUAUUGGGAUUGCACGAGGGAUGUUCGAUGAAAUGUCCGAGAGGAACGUUGUGUCUUGGACUGCUAUGAUUUCUGGAUAUACUAGGCUCGGUGACAUACGAAAUGCUCUCUCACUAUUUGAAGAAAUGCCAGAUAGAGAUGUUCCGUCUUGGAAUGCUAUUAUUGCCGGAUGCACUCAGAAUGGAUUUUUCUCAGAGGCAAUAUCUCUCUUCAACAGAAUGGUACUUUUGUGGGAUGAGGAGCAUAAUCGAUAUAUUAGACCUAACCAGGUUACUGCAGUGUGUGCACUCUCAGCUUGUGGCCACACUGGGAUGCUUCAACUUGGCAAAUGGAUCCACGGUUAUGUUUACAGGAAUAGCCUUGCUCCCAAUUCUUUUGUUUCAAAUGCACUGGUGGAUAUGUAUGGAAAAUGUGGAAGCUUACAUAAGGCAAGACAGGUUUUUGAUGAGACUUCAAAAAAAAGUCGGACAUCAUGGAAUUCCAUGAUCAAUUGUUAUGCUCUCCAUGGGCAAAGCAAUAACGCAAUUAGUGUAUUUGAGGAGAUGAUGCAGUGUAGUAGCAAUGUAACACCUGAUGAAGUCACCUUUAUAGGCUUGUUGAAUGCUUGUACACAUGGAGGGUUGGUUGAGAAAGGGCGUUUCUAUUUCAAACUAAUGACUAGGGAUUAUAAGAUUGAACCUCAGAUUACACAUUAUGGAUGCCUAAUAGAUAUUCUUGUACGGGCAGGAAGGUUUCAAGAAGCCUUGGAAGUUGUUAAGGGUAUGGAGAUUGAGCCAGAUGAGGUUGUUUGGGGUUCUUUGCUUAAUGGAUGUAAGAUCUAUGGUCACACAGAUUUGGCAGAACUUGCAGUAAAAAAACUGAUUGAAAUUGAUCCAAAUAAUGGUAGUUAUGGAAUAAUGUUGGCAAAUUUAUAUGGAGAAUUAGGGAAAUGGGAUGAAGUUCACAAAUUGAGGGAGAUGUUAAAGGAGCAGAAUGCUCAGAAGACUCCAGGUUGCAGUUGGAUCGAGGUCGAUAAUCAGGUUUAUCAAUUCCAUUGUGUUGACAAAUCGCAUUCCAGAACAGAGGAGAUAUACAAGAUCCUGGAACUUUUAGCUAGUUCAUAUGAAGCUGUUCGCUGAAUAGGAGAAAUAUUUCAUUUUUAAAAAUCAACCUGCUAAUACAGAACUC